Ylistrum balloti is the source of this 495-nucleotide messenger RNA. RefSeq lists its product as uncharacterized. The record is from RefSeq and is a predicted model, not a curated record. The transcript has a single exon. Gene Ontology annotation, biological process: DNA integration. Lineage: Eukaryota; Metazoa; Mollusca; Bivalvia; Pectinida; Pectinidae. The coding region runs from base 1 to 495 and encodes 164 amino acids. Gene Ontology annotation, molecular function: nucleic acid binding.
AUGCUUGACCGGAUACAUGAGGCGCACCUUGGUAUGGUCAAAUGUAAGGCACGCGCGAGGGAAGUACUAUUUUGGCCAGGAAUGAGUACUGACAUAGAAGAGAAGGUUGCCACAUGCAACAUUUGUGCUAGAUACACAAACAUCAACGCAAAGGAACCAUUUAUACCCCACGACAUACCAAACCGACCAUGGGCUAAAGUGGCAAUGGAUCUAUUUGAACUUAAGGGUCAACAUUACCUGCUUAGCGUAGACUAUCUUUCAAAGUGGCCUGAGAUCUCAAAAUUACAAGGACUGACAAGCAGCUCUGUUAUUAACCAUGUUAAGUGCCAGUUUUCCAAAUAUGGAAUUCCAGACCAAGUCAUAAGUGACAACGGACCACAGCUUGCGAGUCGGGAAUUUGCCAAAUUCUCAAAAGACUACGGUUUUCAACACACUACCACGAGUCCACAUUACCCCUCAUCAAAUGGUCAAGUGAAAAGAAUGGCACAGACAUAA